AUGCCACCUUCAGCUAAACGAGCCUCAAGGGCCCGUCGCGAUCCGCGCAAGGGUGUGACCACCGCGCCCGCCGACCUCGAAGACUCGUCCCCAAGUCGCCCUGCGAAGCGUCGCAAGAAGAUCCACGACGACGACUCGCCUCCUACCACCGACGACGACCAGCUAGUGUCGCAGAUCACUCAGCAGUUGAGGAACCAGCCCGUUCAAGCCAGCAAAGACCACGCCAAUGCCAUCCAUGAGGCCAACGGGGACGGCGUGAAGGCAUACGCCAAGGUCGCUGCCCAGGACUGGACCUUCUACAUCACCAAGCUUACUGUCAACAUCGGCCGCGCACCCGAGAUAACGCAUGCUGGCGCUGGUGGCAGUGGCGACAACGAGGAUGAGGAUCAGGUCCAUAUCGACCUGGGCCCCAGCAAGAUGGUGUCGCGUGAACACGCCACCAUCAGCUUCGACUCCAAGGACGAGAAGUGGUUUCUUCGUGUCAAGGGCCGUAACGGCGCCAAGGUUGAUGGCCAGCCCCUCAAGGUCGGCGUCGCACACCCCCUCACCAGCGGCGAGGUCAUCGAGAUUGGAAAUGUCGAGAUGAUCUUUGUGCUUCCGUCAGAGAUCAGCCCUUUGCAUGUUCACUCGACCUUUCUGCAGCGGUGCGGACUCAGCGCCGACACGCCUCAGGCUCGAUCCUCUCGUCGACAACCCCUCAUCGCCCCGGCACCUCCCGAGUACAAGCGACCAGGCACGCCACCGUCUGCCCAGAGUCUGCGCACAUCCCAUACGAAAUCACCGGCCGCCAGCACCCCAGCAGUCAUGGUGGGCGCCAACGGUGCCGACCUGAGCCAGGACGAGAACCAGCACAUUAAGCCGCAGUAUAGCUACGCCCAGAUGAUCACACAGGCCAUCUUGAAUGCUCCUGAUGGCAAGUUGAACUUGAACGGCAUCUACACCUUCAUUAUGAGUAGUUAUUCAUACUACCGCCACCAGCAAGCUGCCGGCUGGCAGAACUCCAUUCGACACAACCUCUCACUCAAUAAGGCUUUCGAUAAGAUUGCUAGAUCAACCGAUGAGCCAGGAAAGGGCAUGAAAUGGCAGAUCGUCGCUGAGGCCCGCGAGGAGAUGGUGCGGAACGCGUACCGCAUCGGCCGUGGAGGCCACCGAGGAUCAUCCGCUCCAUCAUCACCAAGCCAGCUCAGUUAUAUCACACAUGGACCUAGAGAUAUGGCAUCUAGAGAGCCCACGUCCGCUCGUAAACGCCGAGGCUCGCCUCUGCAAUCACCGCCUCCCAGGCCCUCUCUCCUCAUCGCCCAGUCGACUCCAGACAGACCAUCGGACCGAUCACUGGGCAGAAGUGCGACACUUACCGCCGAUGGCAGUCCGCUCCCCCGUCCCAGGAAGACCACAGCAGCGGAUUCAUCAUUCUCAGGCUAUCAUCCUCAGUCGCCUACUCUCACAUCUUCCUAUCUCCAGGAGGAUGGGACGUCCUUUGUGACGCCUGCACCCCCGAGGGUUCACCCAAAGCUCGCUCCCCCAAGCACAGCACAGCGGCCCAGCCAGCACAUGCCGACGAGCUCCCCCGCGCCAUUCUGGAAGUAUGCCGAUAUUGGCAGCACUCCGUUGAAGCCCUUGGGCUUGGCCCCAUACGAACUGAGCCCUUCUAAGCCUGGCGGUGGAUUGCCGCCGCAGAGCAGCAGCCCUCCCCGAGGAAACAAAUCCCCCCCUAGCAGUCCGUCACGACCGCAAAGAUCCAGCCCGCAGCAAAUUGCCGACCCUGGUGAAGCGGAAGAAGAGGAAGGGUUCGAUUUAACCAAGGGAUUCCAGAGUAUCGGAUCCUACCACGCUCCGGUAGGAAGGGGUGCUUCCAUUGCAAGCGCACUGAAAAGUCGCACUUGA
Ilyonectria robusta is the source of this 1884-nucleotide messenger RNA. RefSeq names its product fork head domain-containing protein. Gene Ontology annotation, molecular function: protein binding; RNA polymerase II cis-regulatory region sequence-specific DNA binding; DNA-binding transcription factor activity, RNA polymerase II-specific. Gene Ontology annotation, biological process: regulation of transcription by RNA polymerase II. Bases 1 to 1884 code for a protein of 627 amino acids. The record is from RefSeq and is a predicted model, not a curated record. The transcript has 4 exons. NCBI's taxonomy places the organism in Eukaryota, Fungi, Ascomycota, Sordariomycetes, Hypocreales, Nectriaceae.